Westerdykella ornata is the source of this 4300-nucleotide messenger RNA. RefSeq lists its product as uncharacterized. Gene Ontology annotation, molecular function: ATP-dependent chromatin remodeler activity; ATP binding. Bases 92 to 4060 code for a protein of 1322 amino acids. The record is from RefSeq and is a predicted model, not a curated record. The transcript is spliced from 2 exons. NCBI's taxonomy places the organism in Eukaryota, Fungi, Ascomycota, Dothideomycetes, Pleosporales, Sporormiaceae.
AGUAAAGGCGCAAUUUCAUUCCAGAGUUAUUCAACAAGCUCCUUCGACCCGAAGCAGCCGCCAUUGGCCUCUGGCUGUCUUGACAUGCCAGAUGGCCACAGUUUUGGCUGCACGGGCUCCAGCGACUUGCGAUCAGCGGUCUGGUAACUCCGGCAAUGGCGUUGUGCUCCUCCAUCCGAACCCCAUCGAGCCUGUAAACAUCGCGGCAGUUCAAAGUCCGGAUGGGGAUUCUUCCAGCGAUGCAACGGUACCCUCUACUGGGUCUUCCGCAACUGACGUCGAAACCCCAGGUUCGCUCCUUUCCGCGCCACAGGGGGAUGAUGGUGUCCUCAGCGACCUCAGCAGAUAUAUCGCAGUAGGCUGUCUCCACUUUGAACAACCCUACGCGUUUAAGACCGGGAAUCCACAUACUAUUCCCGAAUGGACGGAGCUCUUCUUCUCGAACCUACCGGAUGAAUUAAAACUCAUCAUUGGAUCGCACGCUUCAUCUCUGUUACAGGCUCGUUGGAUCCGACUAUUCCUCCAUCAAAGCACUGCAAAGCCCCUUCCCAACACUUUGAUCCGCUUUUACCUACUUCCGGAGGACUGGGGGCGCCGCUCGAUCGACCGCCAAAGCAGGAGCCUGAAAACAGCUCUGCGCGAGCUUCUAAGUCAGGUCGACACGUCUCCAGAAGCAUGGGCCGGGAACCACAGCACGACAAAUAUUCAGUUAUUUGACCCUUGGGCCAGUGCCGAGAAUGUCUCGCUGUUCUAUCUUUUCAACAGGCUACCAUCGCCUGCCCCUUCUCCCGACUUGGUGAAGAACAGAUACUCCCGGAAUGCGGUCCUGGGUCUCCUGGAAGCUGCAUCGUCCGGGUAUAUCGAUGACGAGCCCAUUCCAGGGUUGAAAACAAAGCUUUACCCGUAUCAGGCACGUUCUGCUGCUCUCAUGGUACAGCGAGAGGCUGCGCCGCAACUCCAACUAGACCCACGACUCGAGGUAAGGCAGUCGCCAGCCGGGGAGACGUAUUUCUUUGGAGCAAGAGAUGGGUCUUUCCUGCGGGAGCCGAGAUAUUACGAUUCCCCGCGCGGCGGCGUUCUGGCAGAGACCAUGGGCUUGGGUAAAACCAUCAUUUCUCUGGCAGUGAUAUUGGCAACUAAGGGACAUAUGCCUCUGAUUCCGCCAGCCUAUCAGCCAGCUCCACCAGUCCGAAAGCGCGUAGGAUCACUCGCGCAGAUGGCCGCGAGUAACAUUGGACGUAAGGCCGUCCCGGGAAAAGCUUUCCUGGAGAACCUCGAAGCAGCAGAAGGCAUCGAUUUGAGUCGCUGCAAGCAGGCCCUUGCAGAAAAUAUGCCGUACUAUGAGAUACCUCCGGAAAUUCCGCGAAUGAACAGAACUACGAGAAUCCCACCGCCCCGGCAGCUUGUGAUGUGCUCAACUACCAUCAUAGUCGUCCCGCGAAAUCUUCUUCAUCAAUGGCAGAGCGAGAUCCAAAAGCAUGUUGUCCCUGGCAGUCUUAAGGUCCUGGUGAUGGACUCCGCAUCUAGGCGAGACAGCAAAUCUGGACGCAUGGAAAUAGAGGGGAUUGACGUUCUGAACAGCUUACCACCCCCUACCGAGCUCAUGAAGUACGAUAUCAUCAUCUUCACUCGGAAUCGAUUCGAGCAAGAGAUUCAAGAUGGCCAAGAUGAGAAGGGUCGCCGUUUCGCAGCAGGAGUGCCUCGCCAUUGUGAGUGUGCCUAUAUUGGGGCCACAAGACUGCGUGACUGCAAUUGCUUGACGGAAGUCUACGAGUCACCACUCAAGAAGCUGCAUUUUCUCCGUAUCAUUAUCGACGAAGGCCACAACUUUUCAUCCGGCACAUCAAACGCGGUUCUCGUCGCCAAACAAAUCAAAGCUGAAAGACGCUGGGUGGUGUCGGGCACGCCGGCUAAAAACUUGGUCGGCGUUGAACUAGACCUGUUCACGCAAGAUGGGAAUGAGGCCGAUCCUACAUUGCUUCGUGAGCUAGCGAUGGAGCAGAGGAAAAAUUUCAGUCUUGACGAUGAGGAUAAUACAAAGGCUGCGAAAGCUCUAGGUUCUCUCGCAUCGCACUUCCUCAUGGUCCAACCAUGGUACUCCUCGACCUCCGAGGACAGGUUGGAAUGGGAUGAUUACAUCUAUCGCCACGAGCAUCAAUACAAGAAGACGUAUUCCGGCUUCUCCUCUUGUUUCCUGCGGGUCCUGGAAGGCUUGGUCGUAAAGACUAGACCGGAAGACGUCGAAAGGGACAUACAACUGCCGCCCAUGCGCCACCGUACCGUCUACUUGAAACCAUGCUGGUACGACAAGAUGACUGCAAAUCUUUUCGUCCAGGUCCUACGAGCGAACGCCAUCACUAGUGAACGCUCCGGUGUGGAUUACCUCUUCCACAGUAGCAGCACCCAGGCGCGACAUAGCUUGAUCAGGAAUUUGAGGCAGUCCAAUUUCACUUGGACAGGUUUCAGUCCAGAGGAUAUUGUGAGUUCGCUGGAGACUACGAGCAAAUACCUCGGCAAGAAAGAGAAAAACUGUACUCUUGAGGAUGCCAAACUACUGUUAGAAAGCAGUAGCAUCGUUGCGGAACUCUUGAAAUCGGAGGGUUGGGUUGCUCUGAGCAAGGCCCAUGAGAUCGGUUUAGCAGUUGAGGACUGGCCCGCCGAGUCGGAACAUCUGUUCGCGCUGGCUUACAAAAACCCGGCAAUGAUAGGACUGACCCAGCUAAUAGAUGGUCAAUCGCACGUGGACCAACAGAUAUUGCAAGAGAAUCCAGCCGAAGGGCUUGACAUAGUCGGGCGGAUGGCGCAGGCUAAUCUGCAGGCUUUGCAGGAGGUGGAGAAGACCACUAUCAAACGUGAAGUCGAUGAGCGCGGACAUCAUGGUAUGCCAAAGGCAGCAGUACCUUCUUCAUGUGUGGGCGAUCAACCCUUGACGAGCAAGACCAAGCUGGCCGUCUCUACCAAAGCACGACCCAGAAAGUCGCCAACCAAGAAGAUACUAAAGAGGCCUGUGGCGGGACUUAGCACGCCUGAGAACGGACACAUUCAAGAGCUGGAUACAAUCAAACUAUUUACGCCCAAACGUGCAGGCGAUGCUCAACCGAACGGGCCCUUCACAUCAGGAGCUGCAUCUCGCCUCGACCCUACUCCCGCAUCCACAAACUCAAUAACAACUCCGUCACGUCCCAAAAAGCGCAAACUCACCCUCACCGACGAACUCGCCACUCUCCCACCCACGUCCCCACUCCUCCGCACCCGAAUCCUAGGCACCACGUCCUCCAAACUAACCUAUCUCAUCUCCACCGUCCUGGCCCACCACCUGACUUCCAAAAUCCUCAUCUUCUACGACGGCGACAACGCAGCCUACUGCAUCGCGCAAAUGCUCGAACUCCUCUACAUCAACCACCGCAUCUACGCCCGCCAACUCGACAACAUCAAGCGUGCGCAGUACGUCAAGCUGUUCAACGAGGACCCGGACGUCCGAGUCUUGCUGAUCGACGUCGCGUGUGGCGCGCUGGGCCUCAACUUGAACGUCGCGAGCGUCGUGUUGAUUGUGAAUCCGAUCAACCGACCGAGCAUCGAGGCGCAGGCUAUCAAGCGGGCGCAUAGGAUCGGCCAGACGAAGGAGGUCCUGGUCGAAACACUAGUUCUUGAGGGUACGAUUGAGGAAGCGAUUUUCAAGCGGGCGAAGCAGAUGUCGCGCGGCGAGCAUUUGGAAGCGAAAGAGUUGGAGGAUGAUAAUCAGAUUGUGAAUAUUCUUCAGAAUGCGGAGGUUUUGCCGAUUGAGCCCGGGGAGGGGGAGGGGUUGAAUCAGUUUGCGCUGUUUGAGGAGCCGUUGCAGGUGUUUGGGAGGAGUGGGAGGGAGAAGUAUCAUCGGUUUGGGCAGGCGGAGGGGAAGGGUGAGAGGCCGGCGGCGAAGAGAGCGAGGGCGAAAGGGGAUGCUGGCAAGGCGAAGAAGGGAGAGCGGAAGGAGGUGGUGGAUGCGGAUACGGGUAUGGGGUCCGCUGGUGCUUUACAGACUCUGGAGAGGAGCAUUUUUGGUGGGCUGGAUGGGCAGCAGUAGACACGGGCGAUAUCAUGCGUCGAAACAUCUGGCAGCAUAGCUAGGACACUGACCGUGGAUAUUUUAGGUGGGGUUUACUGUGCAUAAGGAACAUGAGGAUAGAUAGCAAAGCGGCUUGGGCGCAUAUUUAGGUGCUGUUACCGUCUAUAUAGGUCUGGGGCCAAUCUCAUGGAAGGUUGGACUGCUUGCACAAGGACGUUAUGAACACACCAUAUCGAAUGAAUGAAAACAUAUGAUCCU